Pantherophis guttatus is the source of this 9138-nucleotide messenger RNA. It is a transcript of the gene ZNF827, whose product is annotated as zinc finger protein 827. The record is from RefSeq and is a predicted model, not a curated record. NCBI's taxonomy places the organism in Eukaryota, Metazoa, Chordata, Lepidosauria, Squamata, Colubridae. Gene Ontology annotation, biological process: positive regulation of transcription by RNA polymerase II. Gene Ontology annotation, cellular component: nucleus.
CCUUCCUUCUUCGCUCUGCCUUGUGUGCGUGUGUGUGUCUCGUCUCCUCUCUCUCUCUCCUUUUCUCCCUCUCCCUCCCCAGCCUGUGUGUGAGCUGCGAGCACCGCCGCCGCCGCCGCUGCCCUUUGAUCCCUGCAUUAGUGUUAGUUAGGGGCUUGGAGACACACAGGGAGCAGCCAUAGACACCGCCGCACCAGCCUUCAUUAUUGGCACCGCAUAUGAGCACACACUCUUCCCCUCGUCCAUUAGAUCCAUUUCCAUUGAGGAAUAUUGCGACCGGGGACAGACCAGGUGCACGACCGGGGGGCAGAAAAAGAAAAGGUGGGGGAGGAAGGGCAAGGAAAAGGGGAGCGGGGAAUCCCUUCUCCUUGGCUCCAGGAAAAGCGGCUUUCUAACCGCCUUCCCCCCCCCCCACUUGCCCACGAGAAGAAAAGCAACCUCUGCUGGGCAGCUCCCCUUGCCCCGCUUUGUGCCUGCCUCUGUCCCUCUUUGGGAUUUUUUUUUUCCUUUGGUCUCCCAUUAAACCAAGGAGGAGAAUGUGAAAAGGGGGGAAAAUGCCCAGGAGGAAGCAGGAGCAACCCAAGCGCCUCUCUUCACAUGGUACUAGACAGGAGGAAGCCGAAGAGGAACUUAGUGAAGAAGAGCAUUGGUUUGGGAACUCUUCAGAAACCCCAUCAGAAGCAUCUUAUGGAGAAGUCCAGGAGAACUUCAAAUUAUCCUUUGAGGACAGGAUCCAAGAGCAGUCCACAUCUCCAGACACUUCUUUGGGGAGCGGGACUCCUAGUAGCAACACAUUGGAAUUGGUAGCAGUUGAGAAUGAGGCCAUAAGAGAUGUAUUACAGAACAGGGAACAUCUCUCUUCUAGCGUAUCUUCUAUCUGUGAUGAUGAUAAUCCUGGGCCAAACAAGCCAUUGAGUAGUAAUUUGAGACGUCUGCUGGAGGCUGGUUCUCUCAAGCUAGAUACUACUAUCACAGUUAAUGGCCGGGUUGAGUCCCCAGUAAAUCUUGGCUCAAAUAUCUCUUUUUCUCCAGCUACACAUCAUGCCCAGCAGCUAAGUGUCCUUGCAAGAAAGCUAGCUGAAAAACAGGAACAAAACGAUCAGUAUGGCCCAAACACAGGAUUCAUAUGGAAUCAAGGCAAAUGGUUGCCCAACUCAAUGCCCUCUUGCAGCUUGUCUCCAGAUUCAGCAAUCCUAAAAUUGAAAGCUGCUGCCAAUGCAGUCCUUCAGGACAAGUCUCUUUCUCGGACUGAAGAUUCAACAAUAAGGUUUGAAGCCUUCCCUUCACCAUUUAGUUCUCAAUCAGCAAGCUCCACCUUAGCUGCAUUAUCAAAGAAGGUCAGUGAAAGAAGCAUGACUCCUGGGCAGGACCAUUCACCGCCAGCAAAUUCUUUCCUUUCUCUCACCUCAAUGACUUCUUCAGCAGCCCUACUCAAGGAGGUGGCUGCUAGAGCUGCAGGCAGCCUUUUGGCUGAAAAGAAAAAGUCACUGAUUGUAGAAGAUCCCCUGCAGCUUUCAGACAUGAAGCAAGAGAAAGUAAUUCCACCACAGUCUUUGGAACUAUUGUUACUCCCAGCCCCUAAAGGAAGAGCUUCUAAAACCACAAAUUCAGCCUCAGAAGAAGAAAGUGGGAAACCUUUCCAAUGUCCAAUCUGCGGCUUGGUUAUAAAAAGGAAGAGCUACUGGAAACGGCACAUGGUAAUCCAUACAGGCUUAAAAAGUCAUCAGUGUCCUUUGUGUCCAUUUCGUUGUGCACGAAAAGACAAUUUGAAGUCACAUAUGAAGGUUCACCAACACCAGGACCGGGGAGAGACAUUUCAGUGCCAGCUGUGUCCAUUUACUUCCUCUCGCCAUUUCAGUCUGAAACUCCACAUGCGUUGCCACCAACACUUUCUGAGGACAGAAGCCAAAGUGAAGGAAGAGAUUCCAGAAAUGGAUGUCAAGGUCUCACCACUACUGAGUGACAACUCCAGAAUGGGUCAGGAGGUAGAUGGAGGAACAGACCAUGUAGGGACUACUGCUGCCUCUAGAUCUCCUGAUGUACUUGGGCAGGUCGGAACUACCAUCCCACCUCUGCUAGUCAAAGAAGAACCCAAAGAUGACAGCAGUGCCCCUAGCCCCUCUUUAGCCCUCAACGUUGUUGAUAGAAUUGCCAACAGUACAAAGCUAAAAGACUCCAUUGACUUUGUGACCAAUACAGCAUCAGCACUUUUCAGUCAGGAUAUAUCAGUCAAGAUGGCUUCAGAUUUUCUCAUGAAGCUUUCAGCUGCAAAUCAAAAAGAACCCUUGACACCUACAUUUAAAGUGAAAGAAGAACCGAAAGAUGAGGACAGUGCAAGCUCCACAUUGUCUAAAACCAGUUAUGGUUUUAGUCAUGAACCUGAAGUAUCUGCCCCAAGUAUUCCUAAGGAGAAUCCCAAACCACAAGAAGUGCCAGCAAAUUUACUGCAACAGGAUAUGUCAGUCAAAGCAGCAUCUGAACUUCUCAUGAAAUUAUCAGCGGAAAGUUGCAAGGAAUCCAAGACAAUAAAGAUUAAAGAAGAGCCAAUGGAAGUUGAAAUUCAUGACUCCCAUGCCUCUGUUUCACCUAGCCAAAAUGUCAGCUACAGCACUUUACUUAGGCAAGAGAUAACUGAACAGGUACAAAAGAUCCCCGAAAGCCGUGUGGUUCCAGAGAGAAACCUCUUUAGUCAAGAUAUAUCUGUGAAAAUGGCUUCAGAAUUACUUUUUCAAUUGUCAGAAAAAGUGAGCAAAGAGCACAAUCACUCUAAAGAUAAUACCAUCACUAUUACAACUAGCCCAUUUUUUUCUGAAGAUACUUUUAGACAAUCACCAUUCACUUCGAACUCAAAAGAUCUGUCUAAUGAGAGUGCUGUUCAGGGAAGGACAUCAGUUCUAGAAACGGAGAAUAUAGGACUAGAAACUGGAAAUGGGUUGCCGUCUUGGAAAUUUAAUGACCAGCUCUUUCCUUGUGAUGUAUGUGGAAAAGUGUUUGGCCGACAACAGACGUUGUCCCGACAUCUCUCCCUGCACACAGAAGAGAGAAAAUAUAAAUGCCAUUUGUGCCCAUAUGCUGCUAAGUGCCGUGCUAAUCUGAACCAGCAUCUGACUGUGCAUUCUGUGAAGUUGGUGAGUACAGACACUGAGGACAUUGUCAGCGCUGUCACAUCUGAAGGCAAUGAUGGAAAGAAGCAUCCUUAUUACUACAGUUGUCAUGUGUGUGGAUUUGAAACAGAGCUGAAUGUCCAGUUUGUCAGUCAUAUGUCGCUUCAUGUGGAUAAAGAACAAUGGAUGUUUUCUAUUUGCUGCACAGCCUGCGAUUUUGUUACCAUGGAAGAGGCGGAGAUGAAGGCUCAUGUUGCCACCAAGCAUGCAGGUGAUAACCUCUCUCUGUGUCCAGGUGAAGAAAGGAAAACACCCAGUGAUUCAACCAGUCCUUCUUCUUCUUCCUUGUCAGCACUUAGUGAUUCUGCCAAUAGUAAAGAAGAUGCAGAUAUCAGCCCCAAACCCAAGGGAUCCAAUAACCUGCUAGUUAUUUCCGUAGUGCCUGGUAGUCAGACUUUAUUAAAUGCGGAAGAAAAAUCAGAGAAAGGUUUUGAAUGUGUUUUCUGUAACUUUGUCUGCAAAACAAAAACCAUGUUUGAGCGCCAUUUGCAAAUCCACCUGAUUACACGGAUGUUUGAAUGUGAUGUGUGCCACAAGUUCAUGAAGACUCCUGAGCAAUUACUGGAGCACAAGAAAUGCCAUACUGUCCCCACUGGUGGGCUCAAGUGUCCCUUCUGCAUUUAUUCUACAAACCGUCCCGCAGCAAUGGAAUGCCAUUUGAAAACCCACUACAAAAUGGAGUACAAGUGCCGGAUCUGCCAAGCAGUGAAAGCCAAUCAGCUCGAGCUGGAAAUGCACGUUCGAGAGCAUCGCCUUGGCAACCACUACAAGUGCGAUCAGUGUGGCUAUCUUUCAAAGACUGCCAACAAGCUGAUAGAGCAUGUGCGUGUGCAUACAGGGGAACGCCCUUUUCACUGUGACCAGUGCAGCUACAGCUGCAAACGCAAAGACAAUCUCAACCUGCACAAGAAACUCAAGCAUGCGCCCCGGCAGACCUUCAGCUGCGAAGAGUGCCUCUUCAAGACCACCCACCCAUUUGUCUUCAGCCGCCAUGUGAAGAAACAUCAAAAUGGAGACUGCUCUGAAGAGGAAAAAAAGGGGCCAGGUGUGAAUUCUACGGAAGCCAGCCCCCUGCUCAUGGCCAACAGUUCCCGCAGCCUCUUGUCCCCUCUCUCAGUGAUGUCAGCCUCCCAUGCUCUACAGACAGUGGCCAUGUCAGCCGCUCAAAGUGGCGGGGCAGAGCCAAACCUGGCUCUGAGGGCCUUGACCAUAAACGGCACUUCCCUGUGCUUUGAUAAAUACCGGAACUCUGAGUUUGCCCACCUCAUUCCCUUGACCAUGUUUUUUCCCAAAAACCACUUUGAAAUCACAUUCCAUUCACCUCAACCACAGACCCUACGCUUGGAUGAUACUUCGUCGAAGCACUCCUUCCUUGCCUAUCUCGGACUAACAGAAAGAGCAGAAGCUCUCUAGGACAGCCUCCUCUGUACCAAAAAUCCUCCACACCGCACCCCUGACACACCCACCAGACUCCAAGCAGGUUUUAUUUCAAACCAUAGAUCCAAGAGUUUGGCUGCCCAACCAAUUGUACAAUAUAUCGUUAGUGGUAAGUUACAGCAAAGAAAAUGGCGCCACUCGUCUCCUUAAUACAUGGCCAUGAAGGCUGCUUUGUUAAACCUUCAGACAGACGACCUCCUGCAUAUUUCUACUUUCAGAGGCAUGUUUCCAUACUCUCACCUGAGAAACAUUUUUGUCUCUUUUAAGCUGAACAAGAGUGUCCUUAAUGGCAGUCAGCACUAGCUAAGAUGACCCUUUGAUGCAUUUGACUUUGGGUUGUGAAUCUGAGCGUUUCUAAAAAAGAGUCUGUGUGCCAUGGCAUUGCUUUUGCACAUCCUUUUGUACUGGCUUAUUUAAUAUGAACUUAAAAAGCUGCCUUAUGCUGCAUCAGACAGUCCAUCAAGCCCAGUAUUGUCUAUUAUGAUUGACACCAGUUCUCCAGGAUAGAAGUCAUUUCUAGCAGCUGCUUCCUGAGAUUUCUUAACUAGACAUGCUGGUGGCUGAAUCUGGGAUCUUUAUACGUACAAAGCAUGUGCUCUACCACUGAGCUGUAGCCCCACCCCUGUGAAAUAUUGCAGUCAUCCAGGCUUGCUCACCUUGCCUGCUUCUCUUUUACUGCUCAGUUUUGGAAUGUAAGAACAGCGAUCAAGAAGAACUAGCUUGGCAGUCAGUCCUGCUGGGAAUUUGCUAUGUUAAUAGCGGCUAGGUUAGUCUCACAUCUUGAUCAGGGCAAAAGCAGAAGAGGGGAAAUUACUUUAGCCUUGCAAGGUGAUGCUAUUUCAUAUAGUAACUUUUUUCUUACAUGGAGAUAUUCUGUAUGGCCAGUGCAUGUACACAUGUAAUAUGAAGGGCUUUUCUCUGUGUACACAUUUGGGUAGCCAAGUUUUCAUACCUGCUGCUCCGUGGAUUUAUUCAUGUUCUGACCCUUCCCAGCAAAGAAAACACUCCUAUUACCCUUGAAAUAAUACAGUCAAUGUGAUUAUCUCUAUGAAGGAAAAAAGAUAAUGUUUAAAGCAGUCCUGAAUACAUAAGAGUGAUGUAUGAGAAGGCAGCUAGAUUUAUAAACAAGUGCGUUGUAUACAUGCCCCCAAUUUGAUUGUUUGGUUACAUUCAUGUGACUUGGUCCUUUUUAAAAAUACUUUUGGAUAUAAAUACCCAAGAGCAAGGUACAUAUGAUAAGGCAUUUGUUUUAGACUGGACAUAACACAUUACAUUUAAAUUGCUGCUUUCCUUGGUCAGAUAACUGGAGGCAGAAACCUGAUCAUUUUGCCAACUUGCUUCUUCUAGUCAACAAAGAAAAAUAUCUGAUUCGAAAAUAUGUGCACUAUUCAAAUUUGACCAGGGCGACUACAGAAAAAUAUAGCAAACAGCCCUCAGGCCACAAAAUCACAUCUACACAUUCUCAGUUGGUCUGAAUGCAGUGGUUAGCUUAGAUUGUGAGGGUAAGGAUGCACAUUUAGAAGUGAUUAAAUCCAGAAGAAGGAAUUUUAAAAAGGAAGGAUUUCUUAAAUUCUGGGCAUUAGGGCUCAGACUAAAUAAAGGCAGGUUUUGCACAGUGGUUGAGUCUUGCACUAGUAUGUUUCUCACUAGCAAAAAAAAAAAAAAGUAAAAGUAAGAAACAUAUCAAAGAUAAUGUUUCUUUUUUUUACAGAAAAAUAUGUACAUUUGAAAAGUAAGUGCAAGUUCUUUCAAAUGGAAGCAGAAAAAGGUGCUGUUUAAUUAUAGAAUUCUCUUUUAUAUGUCCAACUAUUCAGCUAUACUGGCAACUUUGUGUUCUAUCCCCUUCUCGUUAUUUGUAUUCCUUUAUAACAUUUGCUAAUGCUUACUCAAGUAUACUCUUCUAGGAAGGUAACUUUAUAUUUUCUUAAGGCUCUUAUUUUUAGUCAUUAAAAUGACAUAAAUAUUGCACUUUAUUGCAGUAGAAGCAAAUGUUGCAUUCCUAGUGGUUGAUCUAAAAUAUUAACAUUUCCUAAGAUUUUUUUUAAAAUGCCCAUGCACUAAACAUUUACUAUAAAUCACUAUCAUAAAUGUUUUCCCCACUAAAGAAAUAUGAGGGAGGGGGGUGUUCAAAGAUCUCAAAUCAGAGAACAAGGAAGGAGAAAGCCUAAAUACUAGCCAUUUAUAACACUGAUAUAACAUAAGCAUGGUCAAAAUAAUGAAAGUUCAUGAAGUUUAAAUCUCCUAAGAAAAGUUUUGGGACCCUAUUUAUUGCACUAAAUUCUGAUAAAAAAUACUUUCAGAAAUUUUGGGAACUAUUAUCAAAAGGAUGAUUAAAAUAAGGUUGAUGUAAUGUGAUGAACUAACUGUGACAUUGCAAUGCCACUCAGGUGGCAUUGCAAUACUAUGCAAUAGUCAGCCUCACUUCUUGGAGCCUUCCCCAGCCGUUCAUCGUGCUGGCAGAGGCUGCUUCAAUGUGGAAACCCAAUGCACCCUGAAGACAUAAAAUAGAGGAAGGCUGAGUUUCUGAUCCUGUUCCCAUGACAUGAUUAACCAUGUGUCAAGUUAUAGUCGCCACCAUGUUGCUUGUGUGCAAGCAACAAUCAAGGAUGUAUCGGUCCAUGGGAUGGGAGCCGAUGUUUUAAAUUGGGCCCCUGUUGAGAGGGCCAGAAGACUAUUAUUUUCUGUUUUUCCUUUUUUUCACCUUACAUCAGAGUGAAAAAAUAAAUUCAGAGAAGGGUGUUUUUAUCCAUUUCCUACCUGUGCUUUUUUCCCCCCUGCUAUGGAAACCAAAUCAGCCAUAUAGAUGGAAUGUCUAGGGGGAAAAAACCUUCACAGGCCUCUCUAGAAUUUCAUCCUACCCUAGGCAAAAUCAAUGUUAAACCCAUGGCCAGCAGCAACAUGGCUAACCAGAGGGAUUUAAUUUAUUCUUUGCAAGCUUGCUUAUGGCUAGUUCUAAGUCCCUUGUGUCUGGUUGCUAUCUCAGUUAACCCAUAAGUUAACCCUGUUGGCCAGAUAAGUGUCAUGGGGAAAGGGCCAUUAAUAACCCCCUCCUCUACUUGUUUCCAGUGAUGCACAUCUUGGGAAAUAGGGCUCCUGCGCACCCUAACAACCUCAUGACUCCUGAAGCCUGGCAACAGAAGACUGGUAAAAAGUGGGAUGUGAUCUGGAAUGUGAAAGCUACAUAGUACUCUGUCAUAUGGGAGUAGCGCAGUGGCAGAUCCAGCUGUGCAACAGUAAUGGUGUUCUAAUAGUACAGGUGGGAUUUUGCAAUAAACAAAUGAUCUGGCCAAUUUCUCUUACCCAGAAUGUGGCUGCAACAGCAUUGCCAAAUAGUGAAUAAGAGUUUGAGCUCAAUUAUCUAAUCCGGCCUCCCCCAACCCAGUACCUUCCAUGCAUGCUGGAUUACAGCUUUCUUCCAUCCCAGACAGCAUACUUUGGCCGUGAUUAAAGUUACGCAUCAGUUCAUGUGGACGGUACCAGACUGAAGCAACCUAAGCUCUGGAGGUUUGGGAAACUUGGUUUGGGAGUAAUCUUGAAGCAAUUAUUUAGCUACAGUUGCCAUUAAAGUAUAAGCUUCAUAAAUCUCUUCAUCUGAUGAUUUUGGAAGAAAUGAAGUUAAUGCCACGCUCAUUAGGGAGCAUAAUAAUUUAGAAUGCUAACAAUUUGGCGGGGGGGGGGAUUGGAGAUUUCUUCCUACAAGUGGCUACUGCAGUUUAACUACAUAUAUUCAAGGUGUUUUAAGAUAACUUCCAAACAACCAGCGACCCUAUAAAAAAGAAAAAAACAUAAGUAUUGUGUCAGCAAGUAAGCUACGCAUGCAUAGGAAUGUUAUAAACAUGUUUGUCUGUAAACCAAAUAGUGCAAUAUACAUAGGGGAUUUCAAGGAAUGAGAGUAUUAUGAUGCUAUGAGCAAUUUAAUGCCUUGGGUUUAACCAGUUUCCUUUUGUAUUUGUUUGUCAUAGUAAUGCUUAAUGUAAUUGGGCAGCUUUAUUUAGCACUUUGACCACUGAAUUAUUUCUGGAAAGUUAAUUAUGCAUUGUUUCUGUUUAAGAGGAAAAAAAGAAUUUGAGGUGUUUUUAUUUUUUUAAGAAAAAAUAUACAGUAUUUAUCAAAGCCCUUGCAUACCCAAGAAUUGGUUUGCUGUUUGACGCUAAAACUAGGAAUGCUCACUAAUAUACCUUUUGCUUGUUAAAAAAACUUAAUGUUUGUACCAACAGUUCACUUUGUACCUGUUUUUCCCCACUAUGCACUCCUUAAAAUAGGCUGGCUUCUUGUUUUCAAUUGGUUAGAUUCUCAGCACCUUUCUUGCUUUCCCUUUUUCUUUAACUUGCUGUAUCAUAUUCAAAUAUCACACUGUCAAGGUUUGUGUACAUUAAUGGGAAUUUGUAAUGUAUAAAGCUUUUUUUGCAUUAUAAGGCUGUACAGGGUCAUUUUGACAGUAAUUAGUAUAUUUCUCUGCAUCUUACGUUGCAUUGCCAAUUUCUAGUGUAUCCAGUUUGGAAGUAUAUAUACUCAAAUUAAAGCAAAGUUGUCUAUA